Molecule: messenger RNA, 4746 nt
Organism: Aplysia californica (California sea hare)
Lineage: Eukaryota; Metazoa; Mollusca; Gastropoda; Aplysiida; Aplysiidae
Product: Golgi phosphoprotein 3
Exons: 3
Coding region: 147-1010 (287 amino acids)
Biological process (GO): retrograde vesicle-mediated transport, Golgi to endoplasmic reticulum; Golgi vesicle budding; Golgi to plasma membrane protein transport
Cellular component (GO): trans-Golgi network; cytosol; Golgi cisterna
Molecular function (GO): phosphatidylinositol-4-phosphate binding
Source: RefSeq, a predicted model, not a curated record
CUCUCGUUUCAUUUGACGUAUAAAUAUUAGGCCGCCAUCUUGGGUGUUCCGAGAGGGAUCACCCUAAUAUUUACAUCGAAACUACUGGUGGUGUUACCUUGAAGACACUGUUUCAACUGUUACAGAGACCAUACUUAUUGUCCGCUAUGUCAGGUGCAUAUCCACGUUCAGGUGGGCUGAUCCAGCGACGUACUACUGCCGUUUCGAACAAUGCUGAAGGGGCGGCAGAUGAAAAGGAAGAGAAACUGAAUGGAGAACCCGAGGAGGAUCUUGACUCCAAAGAAACGAGGCUCACUCUGAUGGAAGAAGUUUUGCUGCUUGGACUGAAAGACAGAGAGGGUUACACAUCAUUUUGGAAUGACUGCAUAUCGUCUGGCUUGCGGGGAUGCAUCCUUAUAGAGCUGUCUCUGAGAGGUAGAGUUGAACUGGAGAAAGCCGGUAUGAGGAGGCGAAGUCUUGCAAACAGAAAAGUCAUAUGCAAAAAUGAUCAGCCCACAGGAGAUGUUUUGCUUGAUGAAGCUCUUCGACACAUCAAGGAAACGCAACCACCGGAGACAGUACAGUCGUGGAUUGAAUAUCUUAGUGGUGAGACGUGGAACCCCCUCAAACUUCGGUACCAGCUACGCAAUGUGCGAGAACGCCUGGCUAAGAACCUGGUUGAGAAGGGUGUUUGCACCACAGAGAAACAAAACUUUCUUCUGUUCGAUAUGACCACCCACCCUCUGACCGACAAUGUAGUGAAGCAGCGACUUAUCAAGCGGGUACAGGACUCUGUGCUAACCCGCUGGACCAAUGAUGCACAUCGCAUGGACAGGCGCAUGCUGUCUCUGCUCUAUCUGGCUCAUUCCUCUGAUGUUCUUGAGAAUGCAUUCGCUCCAUUGUCAGAUGAUGACUAUGAAGUGGCCAUGAAACGUGUGCGAGAGUUGUUGGAUCUGGACUUUGACACAGAGAGCAUGAAAGAAGGAACAAAUGAGCUGAUGUGGGCUGUCAUCAGUUUCAUGAGCAAGUGAUAUCUGCUAAUUUUUACAGCCUUUGACUUUUGUCAUGGAGAUGCUUUGCAUGAGGAAUUACAGUUGCUCUUCACUUGUCUAGGACAGAUCAUUUGACAGGAACUUUUUAUCAGUAGUUUAGUGGGGCUGCCUUAUAACUUAAACCCAGGGACCAGUUGACAUUGUGAGUUGUUAAGUGCUUGAAUCGCAGAAACACUAUCAAAUAGAGAUGUGAGUUCAGUAAGUGAGUGUGCUGAUGUAAAUUGUAGAUUACACUGUCCAUCUGUGUUAUCGUGUUGAAGUUCCCUUGAAUGUUAGAACCUGUGCAGUGUGAGUGCAUGUAGAGUAAAUGAGAUUGAAUGGAAAAAAUAAUGUCAAAGAAUGAAGGGGGUAAAAUAGGACGUUUUUUGCUCUCAUGACCUUCCUAAGUGACCACAAAUUUUCCCUUUCAGUGAGUUUUGUACCAUUGACCCUUUUGGUACAUUGCUGAUGGCCAGCAUUUUAUAACCCAAAGGUUGUUUCUCUUCAUUCAUACGAAAACGCUUAUUCGAGGUUACUCAUAAUUUAAAAAGAAUCACAAAUAAUCGUGUAUCCUAUGCAUGAAGAUCCAUUCUUUUCCGGAAAUUUUUGUUUGCUAUACCAAUGUACCAAGUAAAUCUCCUAAGCUCAAGUGACUCUAUUUAUAAAUCUCUCUCCUUCAAGCAUUUAAAGGUGAAACCACAGUUCAGUUUUGCUGACUUGUCCUCAAAUUAAAGGUUAGAAACUGUCAGAUGUUAGUCUGGCAUAGCUAAUUUGUGCUUUUUAGACUAAAUGUCAGUUCGUUGGUUUGCUGUGUUUGCCAAAAGAAGAAAAAUAGCAAAGUUCAAGUAGUGCUCACCAGGUCUUUCUCACCUCACCUAUAUUGUGCAUGGUGAGGAAGAGAAUUUGAGAAAAUGUCGCCGUACGUCACUGGUCCUAUAUCUAGAUUCCGUGUGUCAAGCAAGAUUUGCACUUUGACAUAAUUUUUUAAAGAUGUUUGUCUGAAAAAAAGUUCUCUCUCUGUCAGUUUUUGGGAUACUGAUGUGACACAUGUUCCAGUCCUUAUAGUAAGGGCCUGUUUCCUUGUGCAAGCUACUUUCACUUUUUUAAAAAGGGGUUCUUGCAAGAGGGUGAUCUAUUUUGUAUCUGAAUUUAAAUAUACUUUUUUGGUUAUUACUAUAAACUUUGACUUGUCUUAUUAAUAUUUCAUGAAGUAUGAUAUUGGCAAUCUUUACUUGAUUGAUCAUGGCUAAAUCUGUUUUGAUUGUAAGUUGUGAGUAUGAAGUAUCACUUUUAUGGAUUGGCUGCUUAAAGUUUCAUAAUAGAUUAGUUGUUUUGGGGGUUUUUUGGUUGUUGUUUUUUUUAUUUUGAGCUUUAGGCUGAUAGUAAUUGUGUGCUUUUUCCCUUCCCUUACUUUCUUAUGCUGCAGAUGGAUACAGGAGUCUGCAAAUAUGAGUUCCUUUUUCUUGUUCUUCAUGACAUCUCUGAGAAGAUGUGGACAUACCUGUCCUGAAUGACUUACAAUGCUUUUAAAAAAUGAUUCUUUUCUUACAUCAGCAAAAAUUAUAGAUAUCUACAUUUUUUGCUUUUCUUUGAAGUAACGAAUGCAACUCAUGGGUAUUUAAAGCUAUGAAAUGAAGUACACUACUUUUGGGUUUUUGUUCUGAAAUUUCACUUCUAAGGUUUAUUGCAGCCUUUUAUCUGGCUUAAUAUGUCCACUGUAUAGGCCAGUCUCUCUUAUGUUUCUGGACUAGUGAUUUGACUUUACCCAUUAGUUCUAUACCAAUUGUUUGUGGGGGGGUUUUCUCUAUGAAAAGAAAGAACAAGUCCUUACAAUUAAAAGCUAUUUUUUUUCGUGUGUGCCAAGGUAACUAAUAAGUCUGCUGCGAAAGGCUAUGACUUCAUCAAUUUUUGCAAACUAUGCUGCAGCUGAUAUUUUAUUGUUUUAGUUAGGUUCUCAUUACUGUCCUAAUUAUUGGACAUGAAGCUAAUGGUUGGACGCACAGUUUUUAUUCUUUUUAUAAUCAAGUCAUUGAUUAUAUUGUGGAGUAGAUGUUAACUUAGUAUACAUCAUCUUCUGUGGGGAACAUAAUUACCUUUUGAAAAAGAUUAGUUUCAACUCGUACAUGAGCAAAUUUUCAAUGUUUUCUUUUGAGUGCAUGCACACGUUCUAAAUGAAUAAUAAUAUAUUUAUAUUGUGGGGAAAUUUACUUGUCCUUGAUGGUCAGAACAUUUUCUUGCAUUUGAAUGACUGAUGCUGCAUUAUAUGGCAAAUUAUGAGUUUGUCUUUGGGUGUGAACCAGGGAAGGUUAUGAUUUGCUAUGAUGUCUGUCAUCACCUCGUGCCAGAAAUAUGAGAUGUGUGUUUGUUUUCAUGGACAGCUCACGGAGUGAUGUUAGGAGGGAAUCUGGCCUUGAUGACUGCUCAUGACGCAUGAUGAAGCCCAUUGUGAUUCUCUGCCACAGAUCAUUGGGAAAUGACAUUUAUUGUACAUAAAUAAUAUAUGCUGUUGAUGGCAGACAACUCAUUAUGAAGACAUUUUUAUCUGCGUUCAUGAUUAUGUGUCACGUCUGUAUAUGAAGAGUAUUGAUGAUGUAUGUGGAGAGAAAACUGAAAGACAGAUUUUGUGUUGGGGUGCCAUUUCAUUUGCUAGUUGUGUGCCUUGCUCUGUUGAAAUGGCAGAGUUUUGUUCUCCCAUCCAAGCAACUUUGCUUGUUUCUUCAGCAUCUUGCUUGCGGUACUGUGAAAGGAGUUGUGAGAAGUGGCAUGUCUUCUGUCUCUGCGUGUAUUUGUGCUUGUAAUAUAUAAUCCUGUUUUGUGAACGGUUAAGUUAAUUGUCCUACAGCCUCUCUUUGUGCUCUGAUCUUGCUCAUUGAGAGUGGUAUUGAUUUUUGUUUUGUUUUCAGUUAAUUUGAUUUUGUUGCUGAUAAGAGUGAAGACAAUGACAGGUGGUCGUAACUCAUACGAGGCAGUGUUACUUGGUUUUGAUGCUCCACUAGAUUUAUGUGACGGAUGUCAUUCAUUACUGUUACAGGUCAUACUUUUGUUGACUGUCAUCAUAUCUUUUUCUCCGUAGCCCAAUUUCUCGUUUUAGUUUCACAACCAUGUCAGCUUGUGGUUAAGCAUUUUAUUCAGCUUUAUAUUUUCUUUUGUUACUGCAGGGUUGUUGUUUUGGUUUUUUUUUGGGGGGGGGGGGCUAAAAAAAUGAUUCUGGCCUAAUAUCUGGAAAACAUGUACUGAAUCAUUCCAACAAAUUUCUCUUGAACUGUCUCAUCUUCGGAGUUCCUGUGUUAGUUAGAUAAUUUUCUUUCUUUGUCUCUUUUUUUUUCAAAACUUCAAUUGAUGAGUUCAAACUGAUUUAAGUUGGCCUUGUGCAGUUGCGAGCGCCGUAAAACCCUCUGCUAAAUAAAAAUAAUGAUUUAGGUGACAUAUGGGAGAUAGUGGGGAUAUAACAUUAUUAAUUUGUGCUGGUAAUAGGCACUUCAUUUGAGAUAAUCUGCUUAUAUCUGCUCACUUUAAGUUAUCUAAGAAGUUAGCCUGAUGUGAUGUAUGAGGUGUCAGAUGUGUGAAGGUACACCUGAGUUUUCAUGGUGAGCCGCUUAUUACUCACAGGUUUUUGCAAGAUGAGCGGAAAGCUGACGGCUUUGGGAAAGGUUUGAGUUUGCACCCACUGACUUGACAGGUAAAUCUCUCUCUCUCUCUCUCUCUCUCUCUCUCUCUCUCUCUCUCUCUCUCUCUC